Messenger RNA from Toxotes jaculatrix (banded archerfish), 2612 nucleotides. It is a transcript of the gene lmod3, whose product is annotated as leiomodin 3 (fetal). NCBI's taxonomy places the organism in Eukaryota, Metazoa, Chordata, Actinopteri, Toxotidae. The record is from RefSeq and is a predicted model, not a curated record. Gene Ontology annotation, biological process: pointed-end actin filament capping; myofibril assembly; muscle contraction. The coding region runs from base 294 to 2246 and encodes 650 amino acids. Gene Ontology annotation, molecular function: actin binding; tropomyosin binding. The transcript is spliced from 3 exons. Gene Ontology annotation, cellular component: myofibril; striated muscle thin filament.
GUCCUGCACUUUCCUAUGCCUGAAGCAACUGUCAUCCCAAAAGAUCCUGAUGGCCAGGCCAGCUGGGAGAAGGCGCUGAAAAAAGAAUGUUAGCAUGUCUUUCCCCUGCUUGUACCUUAAAUAUCUUCCAUGCAGUUCACAGCAUUUAAUUUUAGACUCCACAUGAGGCAGGCGCAAGUGUUUUCUAGCAGAAGUCAGAGUCAGAGGCUUCCCAGUUUGCUGUGUUCCGAGUCACAGACUGGACAGAAAUUAUCUUUCCUUUCAAUAGAAGCAAGAAACGACAGAGCACAAACAUGUCAAACAGCAGAGACAGCGAUGACCUCAAUGAAGAAGACAUUGAUGAGGAUGAACUCCUUGCUAUGCUCUCACCUGAGGAGCUAAAGGAGCUUCAGAGUGAGAUGGAUGUUAUUAUUGCCCCAGAUGAGAGUGUACCGGUUGGACAGAGACAGAAGGACCAGACAGAAAAGCCUCCGACGGGUUCGUUCGACCACAGAUCCCUUGUUGAUUACCUCUACUGGGAGAAAGAAUCCAAACGAAUGCUCGAGGAGGAAAGAGUGCCUGCUACUCUGCUGCCCAGUGAGAAAGCUUUGAGGGAGGAAGCUGAAAAGAAAGAAGAAGAAGAAAACACAGAGGAUGUGCAAUAUGAAGAAUAUGAAGUAAUAGAGGAAGUCAUUUUGGAAGAAACUGUAGAUGGUACAGAUGGAGAGGAAAUCAUAGAGGAGAUAAUUGAGGAAAUUGUUGAAGAAGUUGAUGAGACGGAUGAAAACGACAAAGAGUUGGACGUGAAAGACAAGAGAGAGGUGAAGCCACCUGCGAAUACAGACAAAAAUGAAAAUAUAGAUAAAGAUGUACAUCCUCAAGAUAACGAAACAGAAACAAUAACAGAAAACAAUACAGAUGGCAAUCAGCCUUUUUCAGGCACAAAAGAGAAGACUGAGAGCUUAGGCCCCAAACACAGCACAUCACAUGUUGAAGAGCAAAAGGAAAUUAAAACAAUAGACUCUUUGCCUCCCAAAGAUGCCCCAGAGGAGCCUGAGAUAAAUGAAACCAAUGAUAAGCUCCAACAGAAAGAAGAGAAAAAAAUCAACAAAUUAAAAAUUCCAAAGCUGGCACUCAAUAAUAUAAAAAUGACAUCAAGACCUUCAGGAAAUGAGACAAACUUGGAGUCGACACUUGACAAGAUCCGCAAUAACCACCCCUCUAUCACUGAGGUAAACCUCAACAACAUAGAAAACAUUCCCAAAGAGAUGCUCUUGGACUAUGUUAAUGCCUUGAAGAAGAAUAAAUAUGUAAAAACUUUCAGCAUAGCCAACACUGGUGUCGAUGAAAACAUAGCUUUCAACCUGGCCAACAUGUUACGAGAGAAUCGCAGCAUUGCGACUCUGAAUAUUGAGUCUAAUUUUAUAACAGGAAAGGGCAUCGUGGCCAUCAUCCGCUGCCUUCAGUUCAAUGAGACUCUCACAGAGCUGCGAUUUCACAACCAGAGGCACAUGCUGGGUCACCACGCAGAGAUGGAGAUCUCACGUCUGCUAAAGGCCAACAACACCCUCCUGAAGAUGGGCUACCACUUUGAGUUGCCAGGGCCCAGGAUGGUGGUGACCAACAUUUUAACCAGGAAUUUGGACCGUCAGAGGCAACUGAGGAAGGAGGAGCAGAAGCAGCAGCAACUGAAGGAGCAGAAGGAGCUGAUGCAGAUGUAUGAGAGCAGUCUAAACCUGCCUCCUGGUUUACUUGAGAUGCUGGGGUACAUACCGCCUCUAGAACUCUUACAGGAGCACGGGCUCGUCCCACCCUCAUCAGAACCGAACGCUGUGCCACAAACACACCACCAGACAGAGCAGACAGAGCCUCAGAAACAGCUCAAACAUAAAAGCAUUCCCAAACAACCCAGUGCUGAACCAGCAAAUCCAUUAAGGGAUGUUCAGCUGAAGAGGACGCCCAAGAAACAUGACCCAUUUCUGGAGCUGGACCCAAGGGAUGACAGGAGAGCAGAGAGGCCCAGUUUCCAGCUGAGGAAGACUUCCAAAGUAAAGGAUGCAGAUAGUGGAGAAAUGACAGAUGAGAAACCCAACCUGGCUGAUGUGAUUAAGACUUUGAAGCCCGUCCCCCGUAGACGAGUGCCACCUAAAGUUGAGCUCACACCACGUGAUCAGCUCCUAAAUGAGAUCAAAAAGAGCAACGUGGCCUAUCUCAAACCUGUGCCGCUCCCUAAAGUCCUGGAAUCUAGUGAAACGAGUCUCCUCUGAGGUUACAACUCCAGCUGUAUGUUUUAACCAUACUGUAUCUUUAUUUUACACAUAUCUGAUAUUAGUUGCCCUAAAACUACUCAAACUGUGUAAAUUAAGAGUGAGCUAUAUUUGUAUUACACAUGAAAAAUAUUGGAUGGUUGUUUGGCCACUUUUGUGAUCUCACUAAAUCCUUUUGUCUUUAGGAAGUCAUAACAAUAAAAGUAUGGAAAUUAAAAGACCUCACUGCCAAAACAUCCUUCACUCUUUCAUAAUUUGGUAAAACUGAGUAAUUUGCAGAGGGCUUUUUGCAUAUGAAAACUUCUUUAAAAUUUUGCUCUAAAAAGAUUUGUAUGGUACAUUUGUUUGAUUAAAUGUUAGAUGAUU